Molecule: messenger RNA, 2298 nt
Organism: Entamoeba nuttalli P19
Lineage: Eukaryota; Evosea; Mastigamoebida; Endamoebidae
Product: HEAT repeat domain containing protein
Exons: 1
Coding region: 1-2298 (765 amino acids)
Source: RefSeq, a predicted model, not a curated record
AUGUUUUUAAGAGAAGUACAACAUGCUAAUAAUAAUGAAUUAAAACAAAAAAUAAUUUUAUUUGAAACAGAAAUAACUCAAUAUAAUGACCUUUUGCAAUGUCUGUUGAAUGCUCUACAAAUCAAUGACCUUCAACUUUCAGCUUGUAUUCAUUUAAGAAAGUAUGUAAAUAGAACAGGAAAUAUUAUUCCUCAACUAUGUACGGAGUCAUUAAAACUUUCAUUUGAAGGAGGUUGUAAUGCUUCAUUUGCACGUUCAUUAUUAGCAGACUGCUAUAAAAAAGGAAAUAUUCAAGUCAAAAAUUUUAUUGUUCGAACUAUUAAACAAACAUUAGAAAGUCAGUUUUCAAUAAAUGUUAUUGAAACUGCUCGAUUUGUUAUUGAAGAAGAUACUUCAACAACAGAAGGAGGGUGUAGUGAUUUUUUUCCUAUUAUAAUUAAAAUAUUUCAAAAUACUCAUGACAAUGAAAUUAUUCAAUCAAUAUUGCAAUUUUUAUUAGUGGGGUCUUCUACUCAUCCUGAUUUUUUUAGUGACUAUGGAAAUCAAUUGGUUAUUCCUUUAUUACAACUUUCUUAUUCUCUUAAUACUAAUAUUAAACAAAAUUAUGCACUUCUUUUAUCAUCAUUUCUUACUGCUGAACCUGAUCAUCUUUCUCAACAUGUUGAUGAGCUUAUUAAAUCUUGUUCAUUACUUUUGGAAGACUCAAGUGAAGAAGUAUGUUCUGCUGCAAAUUCACUUCUUGCAUCAUUAUCACAUGCAUUUAAAUCACAAUUACAAUCUUAUUUAACAUCAUUUACUUCAAUAAUUUUAAACAGAAUUGAUAGUUUUGUUAAUAUUUAUGAUAAUGUUAUUGAAGAUGAACCACCUCUACUUCAUACUUUAGCUUCUACUCUUGAUGAAAUAUCUGCAGAAUAUCAUGAUGAAUUUAUAGCUCUGGUAGUUAACAUAUCUAAAUCACUUUCAUGGCCAACAAUAUUAUAUGUUAUAGGAAGUAUUGUUAAAGGUUGGUUACAAAAAGAAUUAUUUUGUGACGUUUUUGGAUGGGUUGUUCAAAAGAUUUUUAUUGAAUUAAAAACGGGACAACCAUCUUCACUUUCUUUAUGGACAUUACAAGAAAUGUAUAUUUUUCUUCCAGUGAUGUUGAGUAGUAAUAAUUACGAAGAAUUAAUUAUCUAUUUAUUAAAAGGAAAUGUUCAGACAUAUUCAAUUUUAUUACUUGAAACAAUGAUAGAUGAUUCUAAGAAUGGAAUUGUUUUGCAGUACAUAAACCAAAUAUUAAAUUGGGUUAUUAAUAAUUUAAGUAUUGAUACUUCAGGUGAAAUCAGUGUAUUAUUAGUUGAAACUAUUACUGCAUUAAUUGAUAGAUCACCAGACCUCUUUUAUGGGAAUAAACAACUAUUUAUUGUUAUUACUCGUACUUUUUUAAAUUUGAUUCAUAGAAAUAAAGUUAUUUCAGAUAGAGUAAUACAAAACCUUAGUUAUGGAAUUCCUAAAUUUGGUUCAAUGGCUCUUAUUGGUUCAGAACUUCAAUUAGUAAAUGUUGUUAUUGAGAUGAUUCAUAGUGAUGAUACUAGAGACCAAGCUGCUGCUUUACAAUUAUUAACCUCCUUAAUAGAAACAACUAAUCAACCAGUAGAAUUAAUUAGAACAAUGCAAAAUGUAGCUGGAGUAGUAUUAUGUGGGUUGAGGUCAGUGGAUGAAGAAGUGGUAGACCAAGCAUUUACUUUACUUGGUGAUAUAUUACAGAAAGAUCCAAUGACAUUGGCAACUUCAUAUCGACCUGUAGUAGAACAAGUAUUAACCAAAAUGCAAACAGGGAAUUUGUCCAUUAGGUUAUGGGCUGUUGGUAUUUUAAUUAAAUCAUCACCUAAUGGAAUUGAAAACUUGUUUGCUCCCUUUGUUAAUGUUCUAAUUCGGUUAAUAGAAAUUGCUACAUCAGCAUCAACAAAAUCAAAACCUUUUUUAAAAAGAAAUCUUUGUGUUUGUCUAGGUAGAAUCGCUUUAAGAAAACCUGAAUUAAUAAUUCCUCAUAUUACCUUAAUUUGUGAUGAACUUAUUGAUUCAUUACUUGAAGUAGGAGAUAAUGAGGCACGUGUUGUUGCAGUAGAAGGAUUUGGUCGUAUUAUUGCUAAUCAACCUUUAUGUUGUAAAAGUGCUUUAUUGUCUGUUGUUAAUGUAUUAUUAGCUGAAAGACAAAUUACACCUUCAAUGACAUCAUUCUGUAAUUCUGUGUUACAGAUAUUGAAGAAUACAUAUAAUGGAGAUGCAUAUCUUAUGAUAUGGAAUAGUGUAGUAUAA